CGACAGAGGCGGCAUUUGAUAGGCUCGAUGGAGGGACGCAGUACAGAGCAACUAUUGUUUCAGUUAACGGACCAAAGGAAAGUGAACCUCGCAUCUAUGAUUUAUGCACAAUUCCCAGUGAGAUACCGUGCGUCGAACAUUGGCUUAAAAAGGAAAGAUCUCAUUCUACGAUGGACGCCGGCUAUUGGUAAAGUUCAUGAGUACAGAAUAGAAAUGAACGUAACGUACGAGGGCGAUGAACAAUUUUUACCAAUCUACACCAGUAAUUUGGAGGUAGAGUUUACCAAAGUUUCAGUAGUGACUGAUGUAAAGUACGCGGUGUUUGCAGAAGCAGUGGUUUGGUUCCAGGGAAAGGAGCUGCGCUCAAACACAUACGUGCAUACCAUUAUUAUGGAGGUAGCCAGCAAGGAAGAUACAUCUGAGGAAUGUGGGAUUGGCCAAGAGUUUGUGAGCAAACCACGAAGCGCAGUCCCAAAUGACGCUGAAGAUGUUACAGUUGUAAACAUAGCUACGGAUUCGCUGACCAUAAAUUGGACGAGUCAAAGCAAUGUUAGCAGCUUCCAUGUGACGGCAGUUGAUGGCGAAGGGUACAGUCCAAACGCAAGAAAAUACAUCGCGGCAGAUGAACCCAAAGAAGCUGUGUUUGACAGUCUUACUGGAGGGACUGAGUACACGGUGAAUGUGUUCACGUUCAAUGGAUCCAUGGACAGCGACCCUGUGACAUUGACUGUUGCAACCAAACCUAUGCAGAUACCUUGGGUUUGGGCUGAGGUUAAAGAGAAGGAAAUGAAGAUCUUUUGGGGAUGGGAUGAGAUAUCUGGUAACGCUGAUGAUUACUACUUUGAAUUGGUUGACGCUGAAGACAAAGAUGGUGAACCUGUUUCUCCGGUAUAUGCGGGAAACGACAAAGAAAUAAAGUUUAAAGAUCUUGUGGGGGAUGUGGAAUACACCAUCGAAGCCUAUGCCGUGUUGUGGUCUAAUGGAAAAAUACUUAUCUCAGAUCCAAAAACCCUCAUAGUGAGGACUCCAUUGACAGGCACGGUCGUUUUUGAUUCUGAUGGUGCAGCACAUAAUCCAACUUCAAGGUCAACGACACAAGUUAUGACUACGACUGCACAACAACUCUUCUGCCCAGAGAUUAACUACGAGCCGACGACUACUCAAGUACCAACGACUACUGCUUUGAUAACAACAACCAAACAACAAACAACACAACAAAUAACACAACAAACAACAACACAAGAUGAGACAACUCCUCAGGUUUUAACAACUGAAACGACAACACUUCAAACUUCACAAGAUCCUACAACCCCACAAAAAACUACAAUAAAACCGACUACUAAAAACACAACGCCACAAGAAACUACAAUGAAAUCCACUUCUAGAAACACAACGCCACAAGAAACCACAAUAGAACCGACCACUAGAAACACGACACCGCAAGAAACCACAUUGAAACCGACUACUCGAAACACAACACCACAAGAAACCACAGCUCAAACAGUCACGCCAUCUGCAUGCGAAUCCAUUUUUCAUGAGCCUCCUGCUACCGACCACACCAACUCUUCGCUGUUGUUUGCACAACAAACGUUGGAUUUCGUCAACCUCUCUCUAAAUUUCUUUUUCGACCAGUUUAGAGAGGGCAGUCGAAAUCCUAACAUCGUAACCCCUGGUGAAAUCACCAAUACAUGGGAAUGCGUUUACGGAACAAGUUUCACGACUGAGCGAGAUUUGAAGCUGAUCCCUGACCUGCUUGAAGUUCUACUUCAAGGAUUCAUGAUGGGUGCUAAAUGGGCUCCUACCACCCAGGUCAUAGGUCAUCCCUUUGCUGGUGGUACAGAUGUUGAAAUGUGGAGGUCGGACAUUCCAUUCUUGGAGGGGUGUGAUAAUUACAGCAGAGCUCAUGUAGAACCAUCUCGAUUGACGUUUGAUGUACCGGACUCUGCAAUAGAUGAUAAUGGAACUGGUUGCCGGUCACUGUUGGUAGUUAAGAUGGAGAAGCUUGGUGACCUUUUACCGCAAGACGGUUGCUCGGACGAAGGAGAGUUCCAAUGUGAUGAAGUCGAGACUCCAUAUCCCCUCGUGACAGUCGCCCUGAACCCAUCCAAGCCACCUCCAUUUACUGAGCCAGUUACUGUUGGCUUUCAAAUGAAGAAUGAGAUUGCUGGAAACAUUCCCGUGUGCGUUUGGCUCCAAACAAAACUUCAGGCCAGCCCACCGAGUCUCCAGCAAUAUUCAUGGAACAGCAGUGGAUGUGAUACAGUAAAGGAGGAGGGCGCCAUCCUGUGCCGAUGUUAUCACCUGACAAGCUUCUCUGUUAUAAUACGGGUUGCAGACUUCGAGGUCGACGAAGGACACAAGAGGGCGCUGCACGUACUUAGCAUGCUGGGUUGCAUAACAACAAUUGUAUGCGCAUGUCUGACGAUUGCAAUCUACGUUUACUUGAGAAUCCUGAAAGAAGAAAGGAUUAUUCACACCCAGUUUCUUAUAUCCAUCGCGCUUUCUCAACUCAUAUUUCUCAUCGGGAUUGAUAUGAUCAAAUACGAGGUGCUUUGUAAAGUCGUAUCGAUCUCCCUGUUCUACUUCUUCAGUGCCACGUUCUCGUGGAUGCUGGUCGAGACAGGACACUUGUACUUGAGCGUGGUCAGAGUGUUCAGCUCGGGGUCAAAGUUCAAACUGUACUCCUUUGUAGGAUGGGGGUUGCCGGUUAUAUCUGUGGUGAUUACGAGUGCUGUUGGACUAUCACGCGAUGAAUUGAUAAGCAAGGAUUACUGUUGGUUGUCAACUCAAAGAGAACUUAUCUGGGGUUUUGCUGGACCUGCAUUGCUGAUUAUUAUGGUCAACACCGUGAUGUUGGUGGCCGUCUUGAGAGAGAUCGGCAGCCUGAUCGAGAGGGACAUUACAAAGAUGAAAGCAAAUAAGUACAGGACUACUGCCAAAGCUAUGCUUGUCUUCAUGCCAAUGGUUGGCCUGCCGUGGAUAUUCGGUUUCUUCGCUCUGAACUCGAGUCUCGUCAUGUUUGAUUACAUCUUCACCACACUCAACGGUUUUCAGGGACUUUCGCUGUUUAUGAUCUUAGUCGUUGGCAAUAAAGAGGUGCGUAACAGGCUUCAGGGUCGCAUUGAUGAUCUCAACAAAGCGUAUGGAGAGAAGACUAAUGAUUGCCGUGACAAAGGAGUGAGUGUCGUUACUGGGUCAACUACGGGUGCAUCCCUAUCGACAACACAAAAGGUCUGCCCAGGCGAGGCUAAGAUGAGCUUUGCCUCCCCGUGGACGACAAUGGACGAUGAGGGCGACGUGACUAUGACGUCACUUGAUGACAGUGAGGGGGAUUUAAACGCGAUAUAACACCACGUGUUUUGUGUGUACAGAAGCUAGAAUGCUCUUAGUACACAACGAAUGCACACUUAUAAGUAGCAUAUUAUAUGAAUGUCCAAUGCCGUUAUUGAAGUAGGAAUUUGGACAAUCGCUGUACAAACCUAUGUGAGUGUUUAAUGUCUAAAUAGAAAGUAGACAUCCACGGUAUAACUUAAU
Asterias rubens (European starfish) is the source of this 3534-nucleotide messenger RNA. RefSeq lists its product as uncharacterized. Gene Ontology annotation, cellular component: membrane. The coding region runs from base 28 to 3348 and encodes 1106 amino acids. The transcript has 23 exons. The record is from RefSeq and is a predicted model, not a curated record. Gene Ontology annotation, biological process: adenylate cyclase-activating G protein-coupled receptor signaling pathway; cell surface receptor signaling pathway. Lineage: Eukaryota; Metazoa; Echinodermata; Asteroidea; Forcipulatida; Asteriidae. Gene Ontology annotation, molecular function: G protein-coupled receptor activity; protein binding.